UCCGUCAGCCGCUUUUUUGCUAGCUCAGCGCAUUCAUAGCUCUGCUGUUAGUGCUGCUCGCUCUUGCUUACUGCCAGCAAGGACACGCUCGCCAUCUCAGCAGACCUCUUUUUUUCGUGCCUUUAGCACGCUCCAGCACACAGCUUCGACUAGCUCGAAUCCCGACGUAAUACCGGUUGAUCCAGACAAAGAAGAAAAACCAGCCAUGGCGGCGUCGCUUUCUUCGUCUGCGGUGCGAUCUGUUGCCAGCUUCGGCCAGACCAUCGCCGGCGGACGAUCCCUAUCCCAGACGAAGCCUGCUCCCGCUUUCGUCAAAUCCGCAGCUCGUAAGGGCUUUCGCGCGGAGGCGAAGCCUACAGCGGAAGCUACAUUGACCGGUGUUGUGUUCGAGCCGUUCGCGGAGGUGCAGAGCCAGCUCACCCAGGUGCCAGCUGUCAUCCAGCCGCAGGAGUCGUUCGCCCGGCAGAACUACUCCUCGGCUGCGGAGGCGGGGAUUAACGAGCAGAUCAAUAUCGAGUACAACAUCUCGUACGUGUAUCAUGCGCUGUACUGCUACUUCGACCGCGACAACGUGGCCCUGCCAGGCUUCGCCAAGUACUUCAAGGCCGCCAGCGCUGAGGAGCGCGAGCAUGCAGAGAAGCUGAUGGAGUACCAGAACAAGCGUGGCGGCCGGGUGAAGCUGCAGUCGAUCCUGAUGCCCGCGACCAUGGAUUUCGACCAUCCCGAGAAGGGCGACGCUCUCUACGCCAUGGAGCUCACUCUAGCUCUAGAGAAGCUCGUCAACGAGAAGCUGUUGGCCCUUCACCAGGUGGCGGCAGAUGCUGGGGAUGUCCAGCUCACUGACUUCCUUGAAGGCAACUUCUUGAACGAGCAGGUUGAUGCUAUCAAGCAAGUUUCUGACUACGUUUCCCAGCUGAGACGUGUGGGCAAAGGUCAUGGUGUGUUCCAUUUCGACCUGCAACUGGAGGCAGGAGCGCACUAAAAAAAGCUUGUGGGAGCACUGUAGCAACUGAGGUUGAAGUUGGGUUAUGAUGAGAAAUGGUACAGUUUGUAUCUCCUAUGGGCAGAACCUCUUGUGGUUAUCAUUCGAGCGUAGCCUGUGAACAGACACAAGCUACCUGGAUUCAUAUCGAGUCUGGCCCAGCCAAUUUGACUAACAGCAGUAUGGCAAAGAACUAAAUCAAGAUUAAACUU
This is a messenger RNA of Closterium sp. NIES-67, 1194 nucleotides long. Lineage: Eukaryota; Viridiplantae; Streptophyta; Zygnematophyceae; Desmidiales; Closteriaceae. The record is from the annotation of a GenBank genome assembly.